Messenger RNA from Solanum pennellii, 1065 nucleotides. Its product is annotated as cytochrome P450 CYP72A219-like. The record is from RefSeq and is a predicted model, not a curated record. Bases 16 to 1065 code for a protein of 349 amino acids. The transcript is spliced from 3 exons. NCBI's taxonomy places the organism in Eukaryota, Viridiplantae, Streptophyta, Magnoliopsida, Solanales, Solanaceae. Gene Ontology annotation, molecular function: oxidoreductase activity, acting on paired donors, with incorporation or reduction of molecular oxygen; iron ion binding; heme binding.
UGUUUUGUACAGCAUAUGUUGCCAGCAUUUUAUCAGAGUUGUAGUGAAAUGAUAAGCAAAUGGGAGGAGAUUAUUCCAAAGGAAACACCAAUCGAGCUCGAUGUAUGGCCAGACCUUCAAUUAAUUACCGCUGAAGUCAUUUCUCGAACUGCAUUUGGGAGUAGCUAUGAAGAAGGGAGAAUAGUAUUUGAACUUCAGAAAGAACAAGCUGAGUAUGUAAUUGACAUAAUUCGUUCAGUUUAUAUACCAGGAACAAGGUUCUUGCCUACUAAAAGGAACAAAAGAAUGCUGGAAAUUGAAAAUAAAGUCCAAACAACGAUUAGAAGUAUCAUCGACAAAAGAUUGAGGGCAAUGGAAGCAGGGGAGGCUAGUAAAACUGACUUAUUAGGCAUAUUACUUGAAUCCAAUAUGAGAGAAAUUAAACAACACAGAAGCAAAGAUUUCGGAAUAACAACAACUGAAAUGAUUGAAGAAUGUAAGCUAUUCUAUUUUGCCGGGCAAGAGACCACUUCAGUGUUGCUCGCGUGGACAAUGAUUUUGUUGAGCCUACAUCCAGAGUGGCAAGCACGUGCCAGAGAGGAGGUGUUGCAAGUCUUCGGAAAUGAACCAAAUUCGGAAGGGCUAAGUCGCCUCAAAAUUGUGACAAUGAUCUUGCAUGAGACGUUAAGGCUAUUCCCCUCAGUACCAACGUAUCGUAGAAGGAACAAACAUGAAGUCAAACUAGGGGAGCUGAGUUUACCAGCUGGAGUGCAACUCAUUAUACCCACAAUAUUAAUUCAUUAUGACACGGAAUUAUGGGGUGAAGACGCGAAGGAAUUCAAACCAGAAAGAUUCAGUGAGGGAGUGUCAAAGGCAACAAAAGGACAGGUCUCGUUUAUUCCAUUUGGUGGGGGACCUAGAGUUUGCAUCGGACAAAACUUUGCAAUGAUGGAAGCAAAAAUGGCAAUAGCAAUGAUAUUACAAAAGUUCUCCUUCGAACUCUCUCCGUCUUGUACACAUGCUCCAAUUCUAACAAUUACUAUUCAUCCACAGUAUGGUGCUCCUCUGCUUAUGCGCAAACUUUGA